This is a messenger RNA of Echinococcus granulosus, 549 nucleotides long. RefSeq lists its product as hypothetical. The coding region runs from base 1 to 549 and encodes 182 amino acids. The transcript has 5 exons. Lineage: Eukaryota; Metazoa; Platyhelminthes; Cestoda; Cyclophyllidea; Taeniidae. The record is from RefSeq and is a predicted model, not a curated record.
AUGAUUUUCAUUUAUGCUUUAAACCAAAAUAAUUUGUUUUGGCAUAAGCGCAUUAAGUUUUUCUAUUUGAAUUUCAAUGAAUUUAUAUGGACCCCUGGUUCCAUUGUGAUCAGGAGGAUGAAUGGAGAAGGUCAAACACGCUUUAAUGCAUUCUCACAUAUGAAAGAGAGUUUUGUUACCCUCGUUUUCAUUUCUGUUUUUCUAUCUGCCGCUCAUAGGAGAGGACUUGGUGAGGCACACCUUCAUUUAGGUGAUAAAAAAUUUUUAGAACAUUCAUCAAAGCCAGAAGCUGAUUUAGCCACCUUUCAGUUUGGAUGGAAUAUUUUAGGACAAAAGUCUUUUCCAUUGCUAUCCUUUUUUUGUUAUUUGAGUAAUGGAGGGCCUAGAUUAAAAAAAUCCAAUCGUUCAAAGUUUGAAGAAGAGCAAAUUGUUAAUUUUAAAAAUUUUUGGCACUUAAUCUUAAUUUUGACAGGUCAAAUGCAAAUGUCACAGCAGGAGAAGAAAAGGAGAUGCAAUUUAUCAUCCAAUCAGCUUUACUUCUUGGGCUAA